AUGGCUUCUCACGAUGAAAGACCUAGUAAUCGACGUCCGAAAUACGGAUGUCCAGAACUAGAUCAAGAUCCGGCACAGAGGUAUAGGAGAGACAUUGUGGAUUAUGCACUUAUAAGCUUGCGUAUUUCCAUUGAGCGAGCACCGUUACUAAAGUUGGAGAAAUUGUCUAUCCACAUUCAUCCAUCUGGACUUCAAUAUUUGCGCCACAUGCCUGGAUUCGGAUGUACACCAUCUGCAGGACGACGAUGGAGACAAAUACGGAAACUCAGUAUUACGAUGGAUUCAUGGGAUUUCCAGAGUUUAUUACCUGGUCGCGAUCAUUUGAAAAUUCUCGAUGAUUAUAUUCGAAAUUUCGCGUCGCAUUUGGAGAAAGUGAGUUUUGGAUGGCAUGGAAGGAAAGGUCCUUGCCCAUUCUCUUUAUCUAGAGAUCCACUAUUCGCACCUCCAAGAAAGACGGUGAAGUUAUUUGGAGAAGUGACGUCCCCAAUGUCGCCAUUACCAGCUGCUCCUCCAAGGCCACCGAUGGUAUUUCCAAAAUUGCGAUAUAUGCAAGUGAGGAAUGCUACGAUGUCGGAACAGCAAGUCGCAGAUUUUGUCUAUGAACAUCGUCAUACGGUAAAAGAAUUCGAUUUUGAGAAUACGUCGUUGAUUAAUGGUGGGACUUGGGAGCGGGCAUUGGCGCCUCUGACGUCGAGAAAUAGUCGAGGAAGUGAAGAAUGGUUAUCGCAGCCUAGCGGAUCUGGUGUUGAAAGUUUGCAAUAUCAAAGUGGAAGUGAUUUAUAUGACAUUGAGGAGGCGCCCGAGGUUAUUGAAACUUUGUCUGGGGUGACGUUGGCUGAUACGAAGGAGUCGUCGAUGACUGGUACAAAGCUUAUGAAAAAGAGGUCGCAUCAUCGUAGACGAAGACGCAAGCAUAAGCAAAAGGAGAAAGAAAGAAAUGAAGAUGAUGAUGAUCCCGAUGAAGAGGUAAAGCUAAAGGUUUCAGCUCCAAUACCAAUAGCUGCGCCUUCAAUUGAGUUAUUACAGCCAAUGACUUUCAAUCCAAACAUCCAGGGCGUUCAGCGUAACUUUGAGAAGGAGGAUGCCCAACAGGAAUUAAUUGACGAUCCUGAGAAGAGGAUGACUGCUUUGAAGAAGGCAAGGGAAGCCGUCCUGAAGCAACUUGGUAAAGAAUUUUGCAAGACUCAAGAUAAAAAAGAACGGGUAUCGACAGCCUGGCCCAAGCCUUUGCAGUUGGGAGCUUCAUGCUCAUCCCCAAAGAAGUCCGUAGGAUUUUUCGGCCAUGGGAGUAGUACCGCAUUGGUACCUUUGAUGUUUAGUCGGUAUUAA
Sclerotinia sclerotiorum 1980 UF-70 is the source of this 1329-nucleotide messenger RNA. RefSeq lists its product as hypothetical. The transcript has 2 exons. The record is from RefSeq and is a predicted model, not a curated record. NCBI's taxonomy places the organism in Eukaryota, Fungi, Ascomycota, Leotiomycetes, Helotiales, Sclerotiniaceae. The coding region runs from base 1 to 1329 and encodes 442 amino acids.